Molecule: messenger RNA, 2322 nt
Organism: Naegleria fowleri
Lineage: Eukaryota; Heterolobosea; Eutetramitea; Acrasida; Naegleriidae
Exons: 1
Coding region: 1-2322 (773 amino acids)
Biological process (GO): intra-Golgi vesicle-mediated transport
Cellular component (GO): COG complex
Source: RefSeq, a predicted model, not a curated record
AUGACUAUCACCACCCCAACAACAACAAGUAUUGAACAAUUAAUUCGAGAACAACAACAUGACAUUCCUCAACAUUUAAAUUCCAUCAAGAAGAGAAUGAUUGAAUACUCUUCUCGUAACUAUCAAAUAUUUCUCAACAAUGAAAUGAUUUUUAAACACAUUAAAUACGAAUCGGAACAAUUACAGAAUCAUGUCUUGAAAUUAUUAACUAGUAGUAGUAGUAGUACUAUUACUGCUGCUACUAAUACUUCUACUACUUCUACUUUGAAUGAGAUCAAUCCAAAGGAAGAAGAGGGAGGAUCAUCUUCAAGACCAUCACUUGAACAACUCUUCUUACAAGAAUAUCAUCAAAGAGUUGAAGAAUUCUCUAAAAAUCAUUCAUCACCAUCCUUUAGUGAUUUGAAAUCCAUUGCCAAUGAAUUAUUAUUCAUCACUACCACCAACCAGAUCACCACUACUAAUACCACUACCAAUCACUAUCAUCAUGUGAGUCGUAUCACUCUCAACAAGAACAACAACAACACUACUAAUACCAACACUCUGACCACUACCACUCUCAACACUACUAAUACCAACACACAUAAUGACAAGAACAACAACAACAACAACACUACCAUCACUUCCACCUCAACACUCCAUUCUACUCUUCUUUUGGAACAAUUCAAACAAGAAUUGGAACAAUUACAACUCUUCAAUCAACAAGAAUACAAACAUGAAAAACAUAAAAUUCAAUCCUCUUUUGAUUACUAUGAUAAGAUUCAAUCCAUUUUAGAAUUACCUUCUUUAUUAAGAAUAUGUAUUCAAAAUCAAUUAUAUACUGAAUCAUUGGAUUUAUUUGAUUCUGUUCAUACUCUAUGUCAUCAAUAUCCAAAUAUAUCAUUAUUAAAUGAUAGAAUUAUGAAAGAAUGUGAGAAUUUAAUGAAAUCAAUGAUUCAACAAUUAAUUAACAAAUUGAAACAAGAUUCAUGUAGUAUUAGAAAUUCAAUUCAAAUUUUAUCUUUAUUGAAGAGAAUGCAAGUCACUCAAAAUGAAGAUGAAUUGAAAAUAUUAUUUUUACAAUGUAGAAUUCAUGCAUUGAAUCAACAAUUUGAAAUAUUGAAUCAUUUGAAUAUUAUGAAUACUAUUAAUUAUACUCCAAAUAAUACUUUUAAUUAUACUCCUAAUAAUAAUCAUCCAAUCACUUUUGAAUACAUGAUGAAAUUAACAAGUCUAUUUCGAAGUGGAUGUUUUGAUUUAAUCACACAAUACAAGUCAAUCUUUUCAAGUCAGCAAACAACAAGUUCAAUCACUAGUAGUAAUGGAAUGGAUCCAAUUCUCUCCUCAUGUAUGCUUUUUUUAAUUCAACCCUAUUUAAAUACAUUGAGUAGAUUUUUACAAAGUCAAGAAGAAGAAGAAGAGGAGGAUGAGAGUGAUGGUGGUGUUGAUGGUGGUAUUGAUCAUGAGAAUACAACUUGUCUCAAUACUACUACUACUACUACUACUAUUAAUACUUCUACUAUUAAUACCAUCAUGAAUCAUAUCACCACACCCAACACCAUCAUCACUGGUGAAGAAUAUAGAAAAUUAAUUGAUGAAUGCAUGUUCUGUGGUAAUACUCUAUGUAAAAUUGGAAUUGAUUUUAGACCACAUGUCACACAUUUAUUUACCAAAAAGAUUCAUUCUAAUUUUAAAUCUUAUUUAAGAAUGGCUGUCCAUCAAUUCAGAGAAUGUGUGGGAGUGAUGGGAAAUUACAAAUGGAGAGAACACAAAUUGAAUUCACUCACCAAUACUACUACUACGAUCAAUACUACCAAUAAUACUACUUCCUACUCUCAAACAAGAAUAUUAGAAUAUUCUCCAUUAGCUGAACUAUUGAAUGAUGUAUUGAAUGCAUUGAAUGAAUUGAAAUUCUCAUGUCCCAUCGAUUUACUCUUCAUCAUUUCUCAAUACGAUAUUCCAAAUUUAUUAAUUGAACCUAUUUGUAAGAUAUUCAUUGAAAUCAAAAAGAAACAAUUACCAUAUUUUGAAUAUUCAGAAAUUAGACAUUACAAAGGAAUGUGUCAAUGUUUUUAUGAAGAUUUCAUGACAUGUGUGGCACAACAUUUGAAUUAUUUUCUUAUGAGUGGAAAGAGUAGUAGUUCUAAUAGUAAUUCUAAUAGUAAUAGUAAUUCUAAUAGUAGUAAUUCUAAUAAUAGUAGUAAUAUUGUGAAUGAGACAAGUCCUUCUAUGGCCAUAACCACAACAAGUAAUGAUGGUAAUGUCCUAUCCAUCAAUCUUUCUCAACCUCUCUUACGUUUUGAUCCUUAUAUUGAAAGACUUAGAAAAGAAAUUCAAGAUCUCUAA